Molecule: messenger RNA, 956 nt
Organism: Liolophura sinensis
Lineage: Eukaryota; Metazoa; Mollusca; Polyplacophora; Chitonida; Chitonidae
Product: protein SSUH2 homolog
Exons: 10
Coding region: 32-895 (287 amino acids)
Source: RefSeq, a predicted model, not a curated record
ACCACUUGUACCGGGGAUUCUGUCACCGCAAAUGUACAGCAUGGACACGGACGUUAUUCCUUUAGUGAAUAUAUGUGCAAAUGAUUGCCCUCUGCUGGAAGAGGACGUGCGUGAAACACUCAGACAGUUUGCUGCCAAUAGAGCUGUUGCGUGCGAAAUGGUAAUCGCAAAGAUACACUCCGCAAUGGCGUACCAUUACAUUUUGGAAACGUUCGUGGAGAGCAAAACUAUACAGCGGAAGCAACAGCCGUUUUGUGGUGAUUUGGUGGACGAUGAAUUUACACUCGAUGGCAGCUCGGAAGAAAUUUGCUCCCAGUGGCAUGAAAAUAUAAGUGAGGGGAACAUAGAAGUCCCUCCUCGUUGCCAGUUUGAAGAUGGUGAAGAAGAAGUUAUACUUCCCCAGUCUGUCGUUGCAGAGGACUGUAACCAUUGCGAAGGUCCCGGUAAAAUGAAAUGUCCGUCUUGUAGAGGAACACGACAGAAUACAUGUAUCGCUUGUGAUGGUAGCGGCAAAGAGAACUUAGGUGACAGAAUAUUGCUAAUGCGACAAUCAUGCGUAUGGUGUGGAGCAACGGGCAAGAGGAGGUGCCACAAAUGUAAAGGCCGUGGGGUAUAUUUCUGUCGAGCAUGUAAAGGAAAAGGAGGUAUACGAAGUUACCGAUCUUGUUCUGUUAAAUGGCAGACUUUUAAAGAUGAACAUACAACGCUUCCGUGGGAUAUACCUGAUCAGCUGGUAAAAGAUGCUACUGGAGUAACCGUUUUGGAAGGAGAUGUUUCUGCUAUUUCCCCAUUGACUAUUUUACCCGAGGCAUUGGUUGACGUUUGCAAGUCAUUUUUGGAGGCACGGUCUAAGAUUAAAGCUUCCCAAAAAAUUCUUUGUCAGAGUCAAUUAUGACUAACAAACUAACAGUACAAGAAAGAGAUGAAUUGGUUUUUAUGAUUGGAAGAAAUGGGGC